GAGAACAGUUCUUCGUAUUUUUUUUUUUUUUUUUUUUUUGAUAUUCUUCUUGACGUUACAUCCGUUCAACUACUUUUUUUUUUCUGUUGCUUUGAGAUGCGGCUCAUUUUAGCUGAAUCAGGAAGUGAAAUUGAGACAAGCAACAAAUUUUUAAGAUCUCACGAUGUUAAAGAUUUAAUGGAACUCCAAAAGGAAGUUCAUAAUCGUGCAAAUAUAAAACCUGCGGAUCAAAUUUUGUUGAGCUUGAAUGGGAUACAAAUUAAACCUACUGCUCAAGAUACAAAUACACUUUGGCAACAGAUUAAUGUUGUAGAGGAACAACUAUGGGGCAAAAAAUUAGUUGCUGAUCGCCAAGAUACACUUGUUGUAUUCAACCGCCGUUAUAUAACAAUGCAACAAUUUGAAUCGACGCCUAUCGACGACUCGUUUCUACUCUUAGUAGAUGAAGGAAGUAAUAGCAAAUAUUUUGACGCAAACUUGUCUAAACAUUAUAAUGGCGAAAUACCUAGUUGGAACCUGAUGAAUGCGUGGUUCGACGGAAAGCUUACCAAGAAUUCUUUUGAGAUAAACCCAGAGAAGAUUCUUACGAAUCUCAACAAUAGAAAAAUGAAAACAUUAUCAAACAUAUCAAAGCUAACAAGCGAGACAAGGAACCACUACAUUGCAUUAUCUGCAGCGUUACACAAUUUAGAAUCACAUGUCAGGACGGCUGAAGAAACUGUAAACAAAUUUAACCGAAUAGCACAGCGUGAGUUCAGUAAGCAAGCGGCUGCAUUAACAGCUAUGGAUCUCGAUACUAGGUUAAUUCAGCAGAUCAAGAUACAUCCUUAUAUUCUUGAGAGCAUAGUUACUGUCGACGGAGUCAAGUCGUCUGCAUUGACAACCGAAGCAAAAGAGUCGAGUACUUCUGCUACGGCAACACCUUCUCAAGAAUCCUUCUUAAUAGACUAUGCAGCACCUUUGGAACAGUUAAGGGAAGCUAAGCAGGCGCUUCAAAAACGCUUUGAUGAGCUCACUCUGGCCACAACAGAGCAGACCAACAAAAUACAAUUCAUUCAUAAGCAAGCGAACCAGAUCAGAAACUGCGAAAAUUUUGUUUGUUUUACAUCAACAGAAGAAGCUGAGGAAUUUGAAGGAUAUUCACAACUUUGGGGCUCUUCUGAAAAAAAAAUCAAUGAGCGACUAAUAAAAGAACCAGCCUUUAUAGCAACCAACGAAAACCGAAAAACAGUGAAUCGAGAGCUUAUACUGUCGCUGAAAGUUGCUUACACAUGCGAGAUGGGUUCAAGAGAUCAUGAGGCGUCGACUAAGAUGAAAAAACAGAAAGCAUGGAACGCGUUUGUGCAAGGAAUGCAAAAGAUCAGUCAGAUUGAACAAUCAAUUAGCCACGUGUAUCCUAAAUUGGCAGAGUUAGAGCAAAAAGUCAAAGCACUAAGACUGGAAUUGGAAAAGGGACAAGGUGCACUGAUUAGGCGAAUCAUAACAGGCUAUGGUGUUUUGCUUAUAGAAUUAUGGAGAAGAGAACAAUAUUCACAGAUUGUUAGUGAAAAUGCCGACUUGUUGAGCGACUUAUUCCAACAAUUUGGCGAAAGAGAGCAAAGAUAUAGACAUGCAUUCAAUAACAAAGAGAUAGUCUGUUUGGAAGAUGCAACUCAAUUGUUUUUCAGCGAAAGAGCGAACGAUAAGAAGCCUGCAUUGCUUCCAUUCAAGGUUAAAGGUCUGAAUGACUUACCCAUCCUCAGCCAAACCACACUAACACAACAAAAAGAUGUUGGGCAGAUGACUUCAACAGUUUUAAAAAAGGGAACAGCAAUUUCAAGAAAGGAUAUUGAAGCUCUCAUCAAAUUUAUUUCGACAUUUUAUGCCGAGUCCAUCAAUCAGCACGAAGAGAGUGAAUUCUUGAAAGAUAUUAUAAGCCCUAUACUUCAGCAGAAAUUUGAAAGAGAAACCACGCGAUUAAACCGAGCCUUGAUGCAUUUAGGUCUUCCAGAUCCGGGACAACAUCAGCAGAAAAAAAAGCUGAAUGGCCUACAUGCGUCUACAGCCGAGCCAUCACCAAAUACUAUCAAAGUAAGAGUCAAUGACCAAUAAAAAAUUCCCUUUAAACACCUGCAUGAAUUCUCGUGUAUAUUAAAUUCUCAGAUAAAUCAUUGAUGUGCAAGCUGUGAUAUCAUACCACUAUUUACCAUCCGGAUUUACUAAAUCAAAAAAAAAAAAAUACUU
This is a messenger RNA of Mycotypha africana, 2223 nucleotides long. RefSeq lists its product as uncharacterized. The record is from RefSeq and is a predicted model, not a curated record. Gene Ontology annotation, molecular function: molecular adaptor activity; protein kinase binding. Bases 97 to 2091 code for a protein of 664 amino acids. Gene Ontology annotation, cellular component: phagophore assembly site membrane; Atg1/ULK1 kinase complex; extrinsic component of membrane. NCBI's taxonomy places the organism in Eukaryota, Fungi, Mucoromycota, Mucoromycetes, Mucorales, Mycotyphaceae. Gene Ontology annotation, biological process: autophagosome assembly; positive regulation of protein phosphorylation; reticulophagy. The transcript is spliced from 8 exons.